UAAUUUCAAAAUUCUGGUGUUUUUCGGUGGUGGUUGUUGGUUGUAGUUUCGCGUCAGGCAACCAGUAAUACAACAAAGCACACAAGAAGUAAUAUUUGUGGUGAAAACGCCAGAAUUCACGUUGUUUCGUGCUGUUUAUGCUAGUUCGUGUGAAAAACCGUCGAAAUAAUGUAAAUUCAGCCUUUUCCAGAACGAGGCUCGGGGAGAGGAUGGUCAGUAUGAACUCGACCCUCGUCGAAACGGUCAGCAUCAACUAUGAAGACUUCAACGAAAGUUUCCUCACUUGCGGCACAUGUCUAUAUGGCCUCUGGACCGGCAUGUACGACGGCAACGAGCACACACCGAAACUUCUUCAAUGUUCACACACUGUUUGUCUUCACUGUUUGACGAAAAUCGCCGCUUCACAAACGAGAGACACGGGAUCCUUCCGAUGUCCCAUCUGCAGAGAAUUGAUAACAAUACCACGAGGGGGCGUUUCGGCUUUACCACCCUCGUUUUUAGUCAACCAGUUGCUGGAUCUCAUGUCGAGACAGAGGAGAGAAGUGAUUCCGAAAUGCUCGGUGCACAUCAACCAGGAACUGCUUUUCUGUGAGACGUGCGAUACUGUUUUUUGCACACUCUGCACUGAAGGAUCUCACAAUGAUACGACCAAUAGUUGUGAACACACGAUCAUCCCUUUUUCGAUCGCGAUCAAGAGGAUGUCGGAGAUUUUGUUGUAUAAGGCCAACGAAUGUAUUUCAAAGCUGACGCAAGCACAAGAAGGUGUCAGUUCAGAAUUACGUAGGUUGGAAACUGCCAAAGAGAAUUGUCUUGAUCAGAUCAAUGCGACAUUCCAGAAAGUUCAAGCGUUUUUGGACAAUAGGAAACAGGAAAUGAUCGAGGCGCUGAAUUCGACGUGUGCGGAGAAAAGGAGGGUUUUGGAAGAGCAGCAUUCGCUGAUUGAGUGCGAAAAGAAUAAGGUGGAACAGGAAUGCCAAGGCCUCCAAUACCAAGUAGAAGUCCGCAACAUAACCCAACGCAUCGAAAGCCUCACCGAGAAACUCGACGCCGCUUCAAACUUAGGCGAACCGCGCGAAAACGCUUUCCUCUCAUGCGAUUUCACUCAAAACAACUCUCUUGAAAUAAUCCAAGAACAACUAAACAUCCUAGGCCGCGUUCGCACCAGCACCACCUUCCCGAGCCUCUGUUCGGCCACAGUAGAGGGCGAUAUAAUCGCAGGUAUCGAAAGUAGCAUCACACUCAACACCGUUGACUACCACGGCAAUCAACGCAAAACUGGUGGAGACCCGAUCGAGGCCGAACUGCUCCCGGUCACACCCGAACAAAACAUAAACUCCGUCCCGUUGGAAGUGAUAGAUAAUGAAGACGGCACUUAUAUGAUAAAGUUUAGAGCGCCUAAAUCGGGACGAUAUGGUGUUAGAAUUUCGAUUUUUGAGCGCUCGAUCAAAGAUAGUCCGUUGUUUUUCGACGUUUCGGAACAUAACAACCCCGUCAUGGCUUACGGUUGCCAUGGGAGCGGUAAAGAUGAGUUCAUACAGCCGGUGGCUGUUGUGGUCGACGAGACGGAUCAGAGUGUUUACGUUCUGGAUACGGGCAAUUCGCGAAUCAAAGUUUUGAACGAAAAUCUUGAGUUUGUCAAACACAUUACGAACGAGGGAUUGCUUGGUCGGAGCUGUACCGGGAUAACAUUAUCAAGCAAUGGUUUGAUCGUUGUCAAUUGGAGGAAUAAGAGUAUUACGGAGAUGUCCAAAGAUGGGGAGACUAUUAAGACCUUUACCUAUAAUGCGUUCCAGGAGCCAAUUGAUGUGGCGGUUGAUAAAAAUUACGGGCAUAUUUUGGUUGCUGAUAAUGGGAUGAAUUGUGUGUUUGUAUUUGACGCAGAUGGGAAGAUUUUGUUUCAAGUGGGAAAGAAGGGAACGUUUUGUCAAAUUUCCUCGGUUACUGUUGGGCCCAAUAGUGAGAUUCUUGUCGCUGAUUAUAGGAUUCAAGUGUUUUCGGCGAAAGGAGAUUUUAUGGAAGUGAUAAGGGACGAGGGGAAAGGCAAAGGACGUUACGGAGGCGUCGCCAUCGAUUCCGAAGGUCGUAUUUUGACGAGUCGAUCCGAACAAAAGGGUAAAAACUACGUUCAAGUUUUGAGUCUCACAGACACUAACAUCAACAAUCACAUUGAUUCGCACGAGAGCAAAUUAAAAAGGCCCAGCGGUGUGGCGGUCACUGCAGGCAAUCAUGUCAUAGUCGUAGAUUUAGGGAAUAACUGUAUUAAAAAAUAUCGAUAUUGGUGAAAAUUUUACCAUCAUUAUACUCUCUCUAUUUUUUGACUGCAGUUUGCAGAUCUCAGUAGUCACGGAUUUGAACACAUUUUGUAUUUUGUUCCGUGUUGACAGGUCAGUCAUUGCUUAUCGCCACUAACUUAUCUUUAAGCGAAGUGUAUUCAAACGUUGCAGCGUUCGAUUAGUUUGUUAGUUGCUUCAAUUUUUUUUUCUACUUUUAUGAUAAACCUGAGGAGCGAGUUGAAGAAGGAAAAUGUUACUGGUUGUUAUAAAGUGAUGAAUUUUUACGCUGUUUUGCUGAAGCCGUGCACGAACUUGCAGACUUAAUAAAUUGUCUGUGCUUAUAAUGGUUUCACCCAGUUUUUGUACUUAAAUUAAAAGUAAUAUUUUAAUUUUUUGUACUGUUUUUGGAAGUAUACUUUUGUUUUCUAGUCAUUCAUUGCGCAUAUUUUUAUACUGUGUAGUACAAUUAUUUUGUACACAAUAAAUUUCUUGAUACAU
This is a messenger RNA of Tribolium castaneum (red flour beetle), 2771 nucleotides long. Its product is annotated as tripartite motif-containing protein 2. The transcript is spliced from 8 exons. Lineage: Eukaryota; Metazoa; Arthropoda; Insecta; Coleoptera; Tenebrionidae. The record is from RefSeq and is a predicted model, not a curated record. Bases 138 to 2282 code for a protein of 714 amino acids. Gene Ontology annotation, molecular function: protein binding; zinc ion binding.